Messenger RNA from Engraulis encrasicolus (European anchovy), 4885 nucleotides. It is a transcript of the gene hook3, whose product is annotated as hook microtubule-tethering protein 3. Gene Ontology annotation, molecular function: microtubule binding; dynein light intermediate chain binding. The transcript is spliced from 22 exons. The record is from RefSeq and is a predicted model, not a curated record. Gene Ontology annotation, biological process: cytoskeleton-dependent intracellular transport; cytoplasmic microtubule organization. Bases 305 to 2458 code for a protein of 717 amino acids. Gene Ontology annotation, cellular component: cytoplasm; centrosome. Lineage: Eukaryota; Metazoa; Chordata; Actinopteri; Clupeiformes; Engraulidae.
AAGGACCCCGAUUGGGUUGGGGAAAAAAAGCAGAGAGGGAUAAACCGGUGGGGUGGUUGUAUGUGUGUUCCUGUUUUUGGGUCUUAAUUAUUUUAUUCCCUUUUUGAAACUGAAGACCGCCACACACUUGAACGUCUAAGGGGACUGUGAUUCGGUUUAUUCCAUUUCGCCAAAAGCGCCACAAUUCGUCACGUUGUUCUGAUCAAAUAGAUCAGUCUAGACGUCUUCGGAAAUUGUCCUGUGUGGAUACGUUACCAAUUAGGAUAAAGACAGCCCACAAGCAGUGGAUUAGUCGAAAAGGACAAUGAGUACUCUGGAAUCUGUGGAUCGAGUGGAGUUGUGUGAGAGUCUGUUGACAUGGAUUCAGACGUUUGGCGUAGAGGCACCAUGUAAAACGGUGGAGGAUCUCACCAGUGGCGUGGUCAUGGCCCAAGUCCUGCAGAAAAUAGAUAUUGUGUAUUUCAAUGACAACUGGAUAAGCCGGAUUAAGUCUGAAGUGGGGGAUAAUUGGAGAUUAAAGAUCAGCAAUCUAAAGAAAAUCUUAAAAGGAAUCCUCGACUACAAUCAGGAGAUAUUGGGCCAGCAGAUUAACGACUUCACGCUACCGGACGUCAACUUGAUCGGCGAGCACUCAGACGCGGCAGAGCUGGGCAGGAUGCUGCAGCUCAUCCUGGGCUGUGCCGUCAACUGUGAACAGAAGCAAGAGUACAUCCAGACCAUCAUGGUGAUGGAGGAGUCCGUACAGCACGUUGUUAUGACGGCCAUUCAAGAGCUGAUGAGCAAAGAAAGCCCAGUCACGGGAGGAAGCGACUCCUACGCUGAUCUUGACAGACAGCUGAAGAAGACAGUGGAGGAGCUUAACGAUGCUAUGGCUACCAAAGAAGAAAUCGCCCAGAGAUGCCAUGAGCUGGAUAUGCAGGUGGCCGGGCUGCAGGAGGAGAAGAGCAGCCUGCUGGCGGAGAACCAGGUGCUGAUGGAGCGCCUCAACCAGUCCGACUCCAUCGAGGACCUCAACAGCCCCGCCGGCCGCAGGCACCUGCAGCUACAGACCCAGCUGGAGCAGCUCCAGGAGGAGACCUUCAGGCUGGAGGCGUCUAAAGACGACUACAGGAUCCGCUGCGAGGAGCUGGAGAAGGAGCUGGUGGAGCUGAGGAGCCAGAACGAGGACCUCACCUCGCUGGCCGACGAGGCCCAGUCGCUCAAGGACGAGAUGGACGUGCUCAGGCACUCGUCUGACAAGGUGUCCAAGCUGGAGGGCAUGGUGGACUCGUACAAGAAGAAGCUGGAGGACAUGGGCGACCUGCGGCGGCAGAUGAAGCUGCUGGAGGAGAAGAACAACGUCUACAUGCAGAACACCGUCAGCCUGGAGGAGGAGCUGAAGAAGGCCAACGCCACGCGCGGACAGCUGGAGACGUACAAGAGACAGGUGGUAGAGCUGCAGAACAGGCUGUCAGAGGAGUCCAAAAAGGCCGACAAGAUGGAGUUUGAGUACAAGCGCCUGAAGGAGAAGGUGGAUUCCCUCCAGAAAGAAAAAGACCGCAUGCGGACGGAGAGAGAUUCUCUGAAGGAGACGAUUGAGGAGCUGCGCUGUGUUCAGGCCCAGGAAGGCCAACUGACAGCAGGCAUGGUUCCACUAGGUAGCGCUGAGGGCUCGGAUUCACUGGCUGCUGAGAUCAUGACACCAGAAAUCCGGGAAAGACUCAUUCGGCUGCAGCAUGAGAACAAGAUGCUGAAGAUCAACCAGGAGGGCUCGGACAACGAGAAGAUCGCACUCCUGCAGAGUCUACUGGAGGACGCCAACAGCAGGAAGAACGAGCUGGAGACAGAGAACAGGCUGGCCAACCAGAGGCUGAUGGAGGGCCAAAGCCAGGUGGACGAGCUUACCAAGAACCUCCAGGAGCAGGGAGUCAAGGCAGACGAUGCCAUCGUGCUGAAGAAGAAGUUUGAUGAACAGCUGAUUAAACUGAAGGAAGUAUCUAGUGAGCUUCAGAAGAAGAACACCCUUAUCGAAGACAUGGAGUCCAAGAGCAGUCAGACCACUCAAAAGGUGGAGGAGCUGGAGGAGGCCUUGAAGAAGAAGGACGAGGACAUGAAGCAGAUGGAGGAGAGAUACAAGAAAUACCUGGAGAAGGCCAAGAGUGUCAUCCGGACCCUGGACCCCAAGCAGAACCAAGGCUCGGCCCCCGAGGUGCAGGCCCUGAAGAACCAGCUGCAGGAGAGGGAGAGGAUGCUCCACUCUCUGGAGAAAGAAUACGACAAGACGAAAACACAGAGAGACCAGGAGGAGAAGCUGAUUGUGUCAGCAUGGUACAACAUGGGCAUGGCUCUCCAGAAGAAGGCGGCUGAGGACCGGCUGGCCAGCACGGGCUCCGGUCAGUCUUUCCUGGCCCGGCAGCGGCAAGCCACCAACACGCGCCGCUCCUACCCCGGCCACGUGCAGCCCACCUCCGCCAGGUAGAUCUAGCUGGCGGCCAACCACCGCUGUUUCCCAGCAACAACCCUCCUCCAAAACACCCACCUCCAUCCACCCACCAACUCCCCCAUCCUGCUACUUCACUUCUGGGGUGAUGGCCAGACCCUCUUCAGCCGUCCCCCCGGUUCCCCUCCAAACUCCUAUCCAUAAGCUCCCCAUCACCGUCGUGCUACAGCAUUAGCUAACUGUUACAGGGUUUACCCCCCUCUCUCUCCCUUUCCUGUCCAGUGUUGCGGUGUUUCCCUCCCGCCUCUUGUCAAUUACAACUAUUUUCUCCAUUUUGUUUUCAACCUUUCCCGUCCCCAUCACUUGGGAUGUAAGUAGAGAUGCCAUCCAUCUGGUUUUACUGAUUGAUCGCUUUUUUUGUGUGUGUGCGACGAAUAAAGUUUAUUUUUAUUUUUUUAUUUUGGGUUUCAUAGGACAUAGUACUCUUUGUGAAAGUGCAGAGCGUGAGACAACCUGCUGUGCUUUUCAGCUCCCUGGCGAGAAAAAAAAAAGAACACACAAAACAAACUUCUCUCUCUCUUCUCGAAUGUCCAACUUUGUGGUGUGUUUUACGUCAAAAGUGUUUCUAGCAAAGGACAUCUUGUGCAGUGUUUGUAGAUGAGAUGAUAUGCAGUUACUGAUAUUGAAAGUGCUCUGUAAAUGAUUUAUGGGGAACAUUUGGGAGGGGGGAGAUGUCAAAAAGUGACUGUUACACAACAACCAACUCUUAUUUUAUAACAAAUCAUGUAAUGAAGUGACUAAGUGUUCUUGUAUUGUUCGAGACAAGGACUUAACCUUGUAUGAGAUAUCAAAACAGUGUUAGACAUAGCUUGUUUGCAUAUAUGCAAUGUUUAAGUGAUCCAACACAACAUAUCAAUCUGACAUCUCCCAGUUUAUUUAUGACUUGUUUUUUUUAUUGUUAUUAUUAUUAUUAUUUUGAAAGCAUGCAUCUCUGCUUGACAUCCCUUAGGUCAAACCCUAUGGGGAAAUGUGUGUUAUCUCCUCAGUGUUACAGUCCUGUGUGUGUUUGAUAUUUUGUCCCCUUACUGUUCCUGAGCAGUAUUGACCACUAGAGGUCGGUAACUGUGAGAAACGGACUAUGGCCCUUCACCCUGGUGUUUAGUUAUGAAGCCCUAUCCUGUUGUGGUGUUGUGUAACUAUCGUGUAGCCUACCUGUUUGUUUUUCAUCCCCCUUUUUAAUUUGUUGGGACAAAAUGUUUGGAGAACAAAACAAAAAAAGACAAAAUGGCGCCAUGGAGGAAUGCGCCGAUAUCUAUGCAGAGGACUCUUGAGUGUAAACAGGGUCAUGUUGCCAUGGUGACGAGAUGGCCAACAUGGACCUAUUUUUUUAAAUAAAGUGACUGUGGAGGGACAAUGGGGGGAAUUCCAACUUCCAUUUCCCCCAAAUUUUAAAGAAGAUGCAAUAAAUGUGCACACAAAUAUAAAACAAACCUGCUUGAUUGGAAAGAAUUCAACCACUUGUUACUAUUUGAAAUUGUGCUCAUAGAAGAAAUGUGUCUUCUUUAAAUUUGGCUUUUAUGAACCAUAUAUUAUGUAUGCUAUUUAUGCUGUUAUCUUUUCUCAUGCUUCUGUGUACUUGUCAAUAGGCCCUAAUGUAAAAACCUGAUAAAACACUCAUAACAUUUUUUUUCUAACUGAGCAAGAGAGGUUUUUCUAUUCCUGAUUCUGCAUUUUCAAGCCUGUGUUUUUAUUUUAGCGGUCAGUUGGUAGGGUUCAACUGUGUAACUCACUAUGCCUUAUAGCAGUGCUACUACCAUCAGCUGGCACCACCGCAUACUUGAAAAAUCUGCAACCCCAGCCGCCCCGAUGUUCCCCCAAAACUACCCUUUGCCUGUCAACACGCUUUUUUAGGGGCUUAAAGAAGUUUUAGGGCUCUGACGGUCGUUGCACCACAGGCUUAAGAGUCCCUCUGGAACUUUCCAUGAGGCAUAGAGUUUACAUACUCAUUGGAAUUCUCUUUUGAAGAUCAAGAUUUUUUUUUCUUUGAUUGUUUAUUUUUUCAUUAGGCAGGUAGAUAUUUCCUUCCAAAGGAGAACAUAACGUGCAGACAACAAAAAAGGUCACCCAAAGAGAAUUUUAAAGAGUGUGCAAACAAUUGUCACAAAAAUGCAUGACUUUUAUCACCUGGGAUGUGCAUUAAGUAGCACUCAUAAGACAUCGUUUUUGUUAACUCAAUUGUCCAGCCGUGUGGCUCAUCCCAAGUUUCUUCAACUUAAAAUUACUUCAGUGGGAGUAGAAAAGUUUUGAAGGAAAGGGUGAGAAGAGAGUUUGCAAGGUCACGCUGAUGUGCCAGACUAUUUUCAUUUCUUUCAUAACUGUCCUGAAAAUAACUCAUGUCCUUUUUUUAAUUAUCCUCUUAAUUGUUUUACACUAAGCCCUGUCAUUACUCUGUCUUUUGCUGUAAUC